Antechinus flavipes (yellow-footed antechinus) is the source of this 1154-nucleotide messenger RNA. It is a transcript of the gene NDUFA5, whose product is annotated as NADH:ubiquinone oxidoreductase subunit A5. The transcript is spliced from 5 exons. The record is from RefSeq and is a predicted model, not a curated record. Lineage: Eukaryota; Metazoa; Chordata; Mammalia; Dasyuromorphia; Dasyuridae. Gene Ontology annotation, biological process: respiratory electron transport chain. The coding region runs from base 107 to 457 and encodes 116 amino acids.
UUGCUACGGGCGACCGUAGGCUCUAGUUUCUCGGUAGUGGAUUCAAAGGGUCUGAGAACAGCACCUUCCCAGAGUGCUGCGCGACAACGCCUGCUGGUUUGCUGUCAUGGCCGGGGUGCUGAAAAAGACCACCGGUCUCGUUGGACUGGCAGUAUGUGAGACCCCACGGGAGCGACUAAAGUUGCUAUAUUCAAAGAUUCUCGAUGCUCUUGAACUUAUCCCUGCAAAUGCGGCCUAUAGAAAGUACACUGAACAGAUUACAAAUGAAAGGUUGAAUAUGGUGAAAGAGGAAACAGAUCUUCAGAAACUAGAGGAUAAACUUCAAGCUGGACAACUAGAAGAAGUUAUUCUUCAGGCUGAAAAUGAAUUAUUACUGGCAAGAAAAAUGUUGACAUGGAAACCCUGGGAGCCUUUAGUGGAAGAACCACCAGCCAACCAGUGGAAAUGGCCAUUAUAAUCAAUGUUAAAAAUCUGUGAUAUACAAUUUUUUUAAGCCAUUAAACAUCUGUUUAAAUACUAUUAAAAUAUUUUUUGGAUUACUGGAAUUUUAUUAAUAGGAAAAUGAAACAAGGUAGUCAGGGACAUAAAUUAGUGAAGGAUUAAUAUGUGAUAGGAUGGAACAUAGUCAUUUUAAUUCGAAAAGCAUUUAUUCAUAAAAUAGAUUAUUUUGAAAUUCCCUUAAAGAAAAUGAUUGCACUGUCAUUUGGAAAAUUGAAUCAGAAAUUGUUUUAAGCAAAUCUUCAGUCCAGAAGAGACUAAUGUCUAAGGCAUGAGAAACAAUCAGAAAUUUGAGUAUAAUCUGGAUAGGUAUAAGGAAGAUUUACUUUGGUAUUUUUCAACAUUUAGUUUAAAAGUUUGUGCCAAGUAAUAUUAAUUUCUAGAAAAGAACUGAUGUAUGCUUGAAUUUUAAUUGAACACUUUUAAAAUGAUGAAUUAUUAUAUGGCAAGCUUCUAAUUAGCCAAGAUUCUAAAACUUUUUAAUUGAAUGUUUUUAUAUAAUUACAUGCAUUUUUCCACAUUAUAAUAGUAAAGUAAUAAUGAGAUUUUCAAAUUGAGAUUGACAUCGUUGGCUUUGAGUGUAUUUAAUGAAGAAAAAUCUAAAUUUAAUAUAUUCAAAUUUGUCUUAUGUAUAUUAAACUGAAGUGUUUGCUGAA